AUGGCGGCCUCCAUAGUUAUAUGCUCCUACUAUAAUAUGUCCGUCAAAAUAAUUCCGGAAUUCCUGCACCGACAGCGUGUUUUGUCGCGAAUCCUGCAUACGAAUCGAAUAAAAAGAAGUUGCAGAUGUUUGUCCAGCGCUAGUGAUACAGCAGGAAGUGGUGCACCGAAAAAUAAUUCUAUGUUGACAAUGACAACCUCUCUUAGUUCCAUUGGCCAAAACCGGCUCGGUCGUAUGAUGCAACUGUACGAAGAUGUGGUUGGUUUAACAGAAGUAAAACUUGCACAGGAAAAAGUUGUGAAUGCAGAGCAGAAGUUUCUUCAAGUGCAAGAAGACAGACGGGCCAUGCAACAAGAACUUCUGUCAGUGCAAGCAGAAGUCCGAGCUGUGGGGGCAGAACUGGAAAAAACCAGCAGAACUGACACUCGCUACAUUGAUCUGGUGAAGAAAGAGCACGAAGCCCUGCUGCUGGAAAAAGAAAUGACUAACAAAAUCAAAGCGUUGGAUAAAGCUGAGCGAGACUUCUUCGGCCUACUUAGUGCUGCUUUACGAGAGAGCCAUGAGAAAGAGCGAGCCAGAGCGGAGAAGACAAAAUAUUGGUCCAUUAUAGGGUCCGUUAUUGGUGCUAUAAUUGGAAUCCUUGGUUCCACUUUUAAUAAUUAUAAAAGGAUGAAAGAGCUGCGUGCAAUUGUCACAGAAUCUGGUGAGAAUACUGCGCAGUACAAAGCUCUGGCUGAUAAGAUGGUACAGGCUGUCUUUGCUCAACAAUCAAAAAUUGAAGAAUUUGUUUCCAGCGUUAAAAACUUGGAAGAUGAUGGUGAUGUUGGCCAGAUCAGACUUAUAGAUCCUCUUUUUGUAAAUCAUUCAGAUUUUACCCAGCAUACAGAAACUCUGCUUGCAGCUCUGCAGAAUCAGUCAGAGGCUCUUAUGAAAAGUUUAAGUGAGAUUCAGAAACUGCUUAGCAUUGAUCAAGCUUCUAAUAUCAACGAUCAUGUGGUUUAUGUGGGCCCAGAGUUAGAGAAGAUUUUACAGAAGACGGAGGAUAAGCUUCAAGCAGAGUUCCAGAAAAAUAGAUGGGUCUCGGCUGUUGCAUUUACAGGGCUGAUUACUGUCUCAGUGCUUUCAUUGUUUCUCAGGGGAUCCAGUUGA
Messenger RNA from Candidula unifasciata, 1149 nucleotides. Lineage: Eukaryota; Metazoa; Mollusca; Gastropoda; Stylommatophora; Geomitridae. The record is from the annotation of a GenBank genome assembly.